This is a messenger RNA of Stylophora pistillata, 1211 nucleotides long. Its product is annotated as poly(U)-specific endoribonuclease-A. Gene Ontology annotation, molecular function: RNA endonuclease activity. NCBI's taxonomy places the organism in Eukaryota, Metazoa, Cnidaria, Anthozoa, Scleractinia, Pocilloporidae. The record is from RefSeq and is a predicted model, not a curated record.
GCGAGAUCAUUGACAUGAAAAUCUUGGUCUUUAUCUUGCUGACUUUACCUUAUGGCGCGAGGUGUAAACUGAUUCUUCUUGAUGACCAGGCUUGUCAAAAAAUGUGGAACGAAGCUGAAAAUAAUCUGAUUUUUCCGGGAGAAUUAUCUGUUGAGGCCGGUAAUAACCCCAUGUUCAAGGUGGUGAAAGGAGCAGGAGCUCAAGGAAACGAAAAACUCCGCAGUGAAGAGUUUACCCAAUUCCGUGCGUUAUUGGUUGACUAUCAAACUCCCAAUAAGAUUAAUCAGCAAAAUAUAGAUAACUUCAUCACCGCAGUAACCCAACCAUGUGGACCUGUUGAUGCGGCAUUCAACUACCUAAAAACUGAACCGAACGCACUGCCUUUUCCCAUGAAAACCUUAGAAGAGUUCAGAACCACCUUAAAAAGUCUGUGGUUUUCCGCAGCCGACAGCCAUGGCUUUAAACAUGUAUUUGUUGGAGAACAAUUCCAGCACAAACACCCAUCCGAAAUCCGUUACAGAGGAUUUCAUAACUGGUACCAGUACUACAUAGAAGAAGAGAGAAAAGGUGUGAAAAUACUGAGUCUACCGACAUUCGUUAAGGAUAAACGGCCAAACUUCAUUAAAGAUCUUAAAUUCAACUGGGAAGGCAAGAAGAAACAAGUUUCUACAGGAAGCCCCAUGUUUGUUGGAACCAGCCCAUCGUUUGAAUUGGCCUUAUUCACCACUUGCCUCCUCAAAGGACGUGGAGAAGCUGGAGGAAAUCCGCCCGUGGGACCGUAUAGGGAAACCGACUGUAAGUGCAAAAUCUACGUGCCGGGAAUAGGAAAAAGCACAGUAGAAGUUAGGACCGUCGAGAACAAGGAUGGCAAGGUCGUUACAGCUGCCCCUAUGAAUGUCUAUUAGAAAUGAAUGGCACAAAAAGAUGACAGCCGAGAUCAUUGCCAAAGAUGUCCGAAUUAUUAUAAACACUAAAUAUCAUAAAAUGCGUGCUCUGUUCCGGGAUCUCGUUCAACGGAUACGAGCAAGAUAGUAGGUAAAUGUCCCUUGAUCGUUGCAUAUCGCCAUUCCUCAACUGCCUGCUUUUUCUCGUGUUGCUACUGACCGUGAGCUCGGCAUAGGCUGCACAAAACUAAGAACCCAUUACCAAUAAACGAUUUAUAACCUCAAACUAACCAGUGAUAAAUAAAUAAAUAUUUGGCUCCAAAACCA